CCGGAAGUGAUGUUGUUGUUGGCGGAAGAGAGGCUAACGGAAGCUAACAGGAGCUAACGGGGCUCACGGGGCUAACAUGGCGGAGUAACGGACGGCCGCCGGCGUCAGUGUGAAGAUGGAGCGGCGGCGGCCUGCAGAAGAAGACGUCUGUCCUCUGGAGUCCAAGUCUUUGAGGGCGGCCAGAGACGCCACGGUCUUCAGAGUGGACAGGAAGUCUAAGACGGCGUCCACAGCUCACACAGGAAGUUCCACUAAGGACAGACGGGAAGAGAUAAGACCACCCGUCUCAGGUGGUGGAGUGAUGGCUGAGGAGGUGGUCACCAUGGAGACCAGCGAAUCCAGUGACGAUGAACUGGGACGACUGGACAUCGACCUGGACAGGAAGUCCAAACAGCAUAACCUGACGUCCAGCAACGUGCGCGCCAUCCUGCAUGAGGUGAUUACCCAUGAGCACGUGGUGGCCAUGAUGAAAGCUACCAUCAGAGACACUCAGGAUCUGCCCAUGUUUGAGCCAAAGAUGACUCGAUCUAGACUGAAACAGGCCGUCCAGCAGGGACAGCCGCUGAACUGGAGUCUGUCAGCACUGAACACAGUCAAGCCUCCUCAGUUUGUUGACAUUGAUCUUGAGGAGGAUGAAGACUCGUCAGAUGAAGAGUAUUGUCCUGAUGAGGAAGAGGAGGAGGACACUGCUGAGGAGACUUUCCUCAGCGAUGCAGAGAGCUUGGCUUCACCUCCCAGAAUGCAUCAGAACUCUCAACCUCUGGCAGACCAGAAGACCGAUGAACCCCUACAGAGAUGUCCGGGACACCUACGGGAACAGGUGACGACCUCCAGCCUCGCUCCGCAACACCUCCUCUCUGCUCCUGAGUCUUCCUUCCUGGAAAGACUAAACGCUGUGGAAGAGGAGCUGGACUGCAGCUACACCUAUAACCAGCCUCUGGACGGAAAAGCUGAUAAUGAUGAUGACGACGAUGAUGGUGGUGGUGGAGUUGCUGAUGAAGGCUGUUUGGCCUACCGCACGCGCUCCAAACUUCGUCUGGUUAACGUUCCUCUGGGUCAGCUGGAGGCGGAGCUUCUGGCCCCUGACAUCACACCUGACAUGUACGAGUCCCAGCGGGAGGAGGACCGUCAUUGGACGAAGUGGCUGCAGAGUCUUAUGACCCCCGAUAAUGAAGAGGAAGCCGAUGACGAUGACGACCCAGAGUACAACUUCCUGGAUGACCCGGAUGAACCAGACCUGGAGGACUACAGGACGGACCGGGCCGUCCAGAUCACCAAGAGGGAAGUGAAUGAGCUGCUGGAGGAGCUCUUUGACACACUCCAGGAAGAAGAGAUGGCGGCUGAGGAGGAGCAGCAGCUGCAGCAGGAGGAGACCCCGUCACAAACUGGAACCAAAUUCAAUGUUCCCCAGGCUUUAAGUUUUGAGGCACCGUUAGCCAGCAUGCUAACAGAGCGCCGGCAGACGGUGAGGAAACAGUACGAAGCUCUGCAGCAGAGGAGAGCGCUGCAGGACACAACCAAUCAUCGCCGUGACAUCACAAACCUGAAGGGCACACCGAACCCACAACCCGAGACCAUCACCUCCUUCUUAGUGCUGCCGAGCCGGGUCCGCCCCGCCCUGCACCUGGACUACACCCAGAAACUGCAGCUGCAGCAGCAGAUACAGCAGCAUGUGCAGCUCCUGACGCAGGUUCACCUGCUGAGUCGCCGUGUGGACGCCCUGAACCACGAAGCCGGCAUCACCAAACACUACCUGGAGGAGCUGCAGAAGUUCGCCAGACGUCGGGAAGAGGUUUUUCUGCCCAGCUCUUUUAGAGUGUGCAACCUGCGGGGGGCGCUGGAUCUCCUGCAGGAGGUGGAGCAGAGGGCGGAGCCUCCUCCUGCUCCUGCUGCCUCUGGGGCCUCCAGACGCUGGCUCCCCAGGAUGACUCCUGCCACCAACAGCCACGCCUUCCCUCUGAUGCCUGCCGACGCCGCCUGGCUGUUCGCCACCCGACCCAUCUUCCUUUACCCAGAACUACUUCCUGUCUGCAGCCUGGACCCCGCGCUACACACCCGACACCAUCGGAGAGUUUACACUGCAGGAGAGGACGGGUUGAUUGUUCUGGGUUUGAAGCACUUUCAGGGGACGGUCCAGUCGGAUCAGCUGAUCAGCACCUACCUGCUCUGUAAGACUCGAUGGAACUUCAGGAAACACAUCAGAGAAAUGAGCGCCACGAGAGCGCCACACAACAACGUCAUCAAGAUGUUCGUGACGCAGGGAAUCGUCCCCCCGCUGCCGCUCGCCUGCAGCAGGGUUCAGCCAGGAGACCAGCGCCCCCCAGUGGACAGAGACACCUCCACAAUGCCAAACUGGCUCAAGAACAGUCAGCUGAUCAUCCAGAAGACCCAGCAGGGCACCACCUGUUACCCACCCUCCCUCCCCCCAGGAUGCAACCUUAGGCUUCACCCCUACUUUGUCAACAAGUCCCGUCCCCCUCGUCCCCCACACAGACGCUUCUUCACCUUGGCCCACAAUGCAUCUCUGCUGCCACUCGCCAAAGCCCUGGCAGACACACAGGUGGGCAGACAGGUCGACACGCAGCCAAUCAGCUUCCUGUCCCUCCCCCCCUCAGGUACUCCUGCUGUUUCAGGAGCCCUGGCUCAGCCUGCCGCCUGCGGGGCUGUCCCAUUGGCUGCUGUCCCCACCCACCCCGUCAUCCAGUCCUUCUUUCCUAUUGGUCAGAGGACGCAGCAGAGCGUUUCUAGGCAACAAGACAGCGUCCCCCUCCUCCUCCCCCUCCCCCCCCUCAGCAAACCUGACACAACGCAUCCCGUGACGUCUUGCUCAGUUGCCCCCAUAAAGCAGGGGUGCUUCCUCCUCCAGAGAGUGGCCGCCGCCCACAGCCCCGCUACGCUCUCCUCCCAGCAUGCUCUGGGGCAACAGCUCCAUAGACCAAUCAAAGAAGAGCAGGAGUUGGAGCAGACGUCUGCAGAGCCAUGCCUUCCACCAGAGGAGGAGAGACAGGUGGAGGAGGAACGAUCAGCUUCAACAUCAACACUGAGCCCGCUGUCGUCCUGUGCAGGAGAGGAGCAGCAGGAGGAGCCGAAGGAGGAGCAGGAGGAGAACUGGACUGCUCCGGGUGUGGUCAGUUUGAAUGGAGGAGAUAACUCUGGUGGAGAGGAGGAGGAGGGGGUUGAGGGAGGGGGAACAGGAGGCGGAGGAGGUGGGGAGGAAGCAGAGGGGGGGGGAGAAGGGGAGCAGGAGGAGCAGGGAGGAGAGGGGGAAGAUGAGGACGAGGGACAGAGGGAGGAGAAUGGAGGAGAGAGGGAGGAUGAUGGGGAGAAGGAUAAGGAUGAAGAUCAGGACCGGCACGGUGAAGAGGAGGAGGAGGAGGACUUUGAUGACCUCACACAGGAUGAAGACGAGGAGGAAGUGAUGUCAUCAGCGUCGGAGGAGUCGGUGCUCUCUGUUCCAGAGUUACAGGAAACCAUGAAGCAGCUGACGUGGUUGGCGGCGGGAGCACGGCUCUGUGCAGACGGAGACUCGGAGGAGGAUCACUCUCCGACCUCCCCGGCUCUCAGGAGGAAGAGGAGGAGGAGGAGGAGGAGGAAGAGGAGGGCCGUAAGACGAGCGGUCAGGAGAGGGCAGGAGCAGUAA
Molecule: messenger RNA, 3640 nt
Organism: Micropterus salmoides (largemouth bass)
Lineage: Eukaryota; Metazoa; Chordata; Actinopteri; Centrarchiformes; Centrarchidae
Product: GON-4-like protein
Biological process (GO): regulation of DNA-templated transcription
Cellular component (GO): nucleus
Molecular function (GO): transcription coregulator activity
Source: RefSeq, a predicted model, not a curated record